Zea mays is the source of this 1395-nucleotide messenger RNA. RefSeq lists its product as uncharacterized. The transcript has 9 exons. The record is from RefSeq and is marked predicted. Bases 152 to 1177 code for a protein of 341 amino acids. Lineage: Eukaryota; Viridiplantae; Streptophyta; Magnoliopsida; Poales; Poaceae.
CCUUCGCCACCACAAUUCCACAAAGAGACCUCGCGCCCCACCAGUCUAAUCUCCCGCGGGCGGGCAGAUAACGGCUCGCGGUACGGAAAGGGCGAGAGAGGGGGAGCGGAGAGCACCAGUCCACCGAGAGGCGCGGAGCAGGAGGGCACACAUGGAACUGGAGGAGGCGGUGCCGCCGGCCGCGAUGGUGGGGGAGGACAACGCGGCGGCGCCGACCCAAGACUUUGGGCUCCCCGCUGAGCUGAUAGCCGUGCUGCCAUCGGACCCGUUCGCUCAGCUGGACGUAGCGCGCAAGAUCACCUCCAUCGCGCUCUCGCACCGCCUCGGCCUCCUCGAGGCCGAAGCAGCGCGCCUGCGCUCGCAGCUCGCCGAACGCGACGCCGAGGCCGAGGACCUCCGGGAGCACGUCGAGCAGCUCGACGCCGCGCUCGCCGUCGCCACCGGCCGCCUCCGCCACGCCGAGGAGGAAAAGGACGCACUGCAGCGGGACAACUCUGAGCUGUCCAACACCGUUAGGAAGUUGAACAGAGAUGUCGCCAAGUUGGAAGUUUUCAAGAAGACACUUGUGCAGUCACUCCAGGAAGAUGACAGCAGUGAUAAUACUGCUCCCAGGGAAAGAGCUGCAGCAGCUUCAAAUUUCUCCUCUGCACCAUCAGAUGAAGAUUCUGCAUUUUCGACUUCCAAAUCAUCACAGGUUUCAGAAACCGCAAGUUCAGUUUCAGAGGAAAAUAACCAAGUUGACCCAGAUGCACCUAGGCGGCCACCCCGGCCACAUGUAUUUUUGCAAUCAUACAACAGCACACCGAGGAUGACUCCCCCAGACUCACCUCCAAGGCGUUUUGCAUCGGUAUCACCGCCAAGGCGACAUUCAAUCUCUGUUACAUCGAUGAAUAUGUUUAAUGACAGGUCCUCAGGCUUUUCUGGUCAGCAUAGCUCUCCAUUUGACGCUCCAAGUCAAACAGGACGAACAAGAGUUGAUGGAAAGGAGUUCUUUCGUCAGGUCAGAAAUAGAUUAUCUUAUGAGCAGUUUGGUGCAUUCCUGGCUAAUGUGAAGGAGCUGAACGCACAUAGGCAGACCAGAGAGGAUACCUUAAGACAAGCUUAUGAGAUCUUCGGUCCUGAAAACAAGGACCUGUUCACCAUUUUUGAGGGCCUAAUAAGUCGCAAUAUUCGCUAGUCUCAUUACCCAUCGUUACUAGUGAUUCAAGUUUUACCGGUAUAUUGUUAUUACGAUAUUCAUCACUGUUUGUAUUUGAAGUCUGUGGUCUGUUACGGAUUCUUGGUAUAUAGUAGUUCUAUGGUUCAUCUUUUCAUGCUUAUGUCCAUGUAGAAUGGGUUUGUCUGGAAGCUACAAUUUAUAUUCCAAUACAAAUGGAAGCUAAAAUUGUACGUACC